AUGCCUCUCCCCGGUCGUGAAAAAGGUCGUCCCAGAUCGCGCAGGUCGGAUGAUGAGUUUGUCGUAUUCCUUCAAGGCAUUCCACCUCAUUGCCGCUGGCAAGAACUCAAAGAUCUCGUACGCCAAACUGCACUGCAUAUUCGCCAAGCAGUAGUAUACGAUGACAGCCAUGGAUUCCCCACCGGACUCGGCCAAAUCAUCGUCAAAAAUGAAGACGAGGCCUGGCGAACGUACCAUCGCCUUUCCACCAGCGGAUGGGACGGCCAGAGUCUGGUCGUCACACUCUCGCGGACCAGUACGCCAACAAAGCCCAUCGCCGGACCUACCAGAAGUCCAGCAAUGAUGCCUACAGGCUACAUCUCUGGCCACUCCACACCUCCCUUAGUCCAUGGAAAUAUGGCAAUGCCCCCAUCACCCGUCUCACCAGAAUCUUCCAAUCCCUCCACUCCACCAUAUCCAUACCCAGAAUCCACACGCCCCACCAAUGCAAUGCUACCCCCAUCCCCAGUAAUGGACGGCACAAUGUACGAGCCGCAUUGGAACAUGAUGCCAGGCUACCAGAUGUCCCCACCACAGACCUACCAACACUACCACCCCCACACCAAAGGCACGAACCCCAACUCUCCAUCUUUCUACCCAGACCGACGAGCCAUCACAAUCGAGAACCUGAGCGCGACUACUACAUGCGCCGAUCUAAAAACCCUUCUGCAGACAGCCGGCACUGUGCAGAAAUGCAGCAUUGUCACUACGGACUCGGACUCGGUCGAUGACAAUGGCAAUGGCAGUGGCAAUGGCCAGCUCCGCGGGUUGAUCAUAAUGCAAACAGCGGAUGAGGCCCAGUGCGCUGUGACCAUGUUCAAUAAUUUGAGUUUUAUGGGGUCGCGGAUUAGAGUGAAGGUUGAUCGUCGUUCACAUCUUGCGCGGGCUGUUAGCUUUGAUGGCGGUUUUCCUGGCUCAGACACCGCGGGUUCGGUGCCAGACAAUGGGGAUACGUGUCAGUCGUGGGCGGAUGAGAUGACUGCUGAGGCUCAUGCUGUUGAUGUCUGUAAGCCGUUGGUGAUAGAUGGGUCUGGGUUGAAUAGGUCCAUUGAGAUUCUAUCGACGUCUGCACCGACGUGA
Messenger RNA from Penicillium verrucosum, 1119 nucleotides. Its product is annotated as RNA-binding protein. The record is from RefSeq and is a predicted model, not a curated record. Lineage: Eukaryota; Fungi; Ascomycota; Eurotiomycetes; Eurotiales; Aspergillaceae. The transcript has 5 exons. Gene Ontology annotation, molecular function: mRNA binding. The coding region runs from base 1 to 1119 and encodes 372 amino acids. Gene Ontology annotation, cellular component: cytoplasm; ribonucleoprotein complex; nucleus.